AUGGUUUUGUGGAACACUGGGUAUAAAACCCUCAAAGUGGCUAUGCCACCCUGUAAAACUGUUUGCUCCCAGGGUGGUUCGGGCCAAGCAGUGAUCAGUGUCUUUAUUUACUGUCUUAGAAUUCUACAUAUUUAUGCAGCUAAAGGUAUGAGGGCGUAUACAUUGGCAGCUGCAGAGCGCAUGAAAUUGCUGCGACGACUUGAUGCCAAGGAACACAGAGGAAAGACUCCUCUGCUGGUGGCUGUCACUGCCAGGCAGCCAGCUAUUGUCCAUGAUUUGAUCCAGACAGGAGCAGAUGUCAAUGCUGUAGACAACAAAGGGCAGUCAGCUUUGCAUCUUGCCGCAACAUAUGGGUAUGCCCAAGUACUUCAGGUUAUACUGUCACUAGGUUUUCCUCUUGAUUUAGAAAUGAAGGAUUUUGAAGGCCAUACCCCACUGCACUGUGCUGUUCUGGCCCACAACACCCUGCUCCGGGAGGGUUGCCAGACAUUGACAGAGGAGCAGCAGAAAGAUCUUCAGCACCAGAGUGAAGAGCUGGAGUCCUGUAUCCACCUCCUGGUGCAGACAGGAGCCUCCAUCUACAGCCGGGAUGUGAAAAGCAACAAGACAGUUCUUCAUUAUACAGUCCAGGAUGGGAACAUCUCCCUGCUCAGAUACUUCUUGGAGCUGAAUGCUUUCAAGUCCAAGGACUUUGUCAACAACAAGGCACAUGGCAACACAGCUUUGCAUAUGGCAGCUGCGUUGCCUUGUGACAAGAACCAGAAAGAAAUCAUCCAGUUGCUCCUUGACCAUGGGGCAGACCCAAGCAUCCGAAACUUAGACAACGAUCAGCCAAUCCACAUGGCUCCUUCUGGAAAAGCUGGGGAUCAGGUUAGGCAUUUGCUGAAGAAAGGGAAAGUUGCAUCUGCAUUCAUUUCCUGUCACCGAAAUGCCAGAUCCUAG
Haliaeetus leucocephalus (bald eagle) is the source of this 942-nucleotide messenger RNA. RefSeq names its product nuclear factor of kappa light polypeptide gene enhancer in B-cells inhibitor, delta (gene NFKBID). The record is from RefSeq and is a predicted model, not a curated record. Gene Ontology annotation, molecular function: protein binding. Gene Ontology annotation, biological process: regulation of gene expression. Gene Ontology annotation, cellular component: nucleus. Lineage: Eukaryota; Metazoa; Chordata; Aves; Accipitriformes; Accipitridae.